AGAUAAAAAACAGAACAGUUUUCGCCAGCUUUAGAUCCUGCCUGAGCCCCACCCUGUUUCUCCUGCACACCAAUCGCUUCUCAGGCCAAAGGACGGCUCCUCUAGCUCCGGGCCAGCUCCCUGGCACUUGGGCUCAGCUCCCUGCGGCUGCAGGAUGGGAUUACUGCCGGAUGACUUGGUGGUCAUCCUCGCAGAGCUGGAUCAGAAGGAGCUGAAGCAGUUCAAGAUGAAGCUGGUCGUGUUCCCAGUGAAGGAGGGGUGCGACAACAUCCCGCCGGGCCGACUGGAGAAAGCCAAAGCCCUGGAAUUGUGUGCCAUCCUGAAAAGCUACUACGGGAAAGACUAUGCCCUGCAGGUGACCAUGCAGCUCCUGACAGACAUAGGGAGGAGCGACCUGGCGGAGAUCCUCGGCCAGACAACAGGGGCUGGAUCCAGAAGUGAAGGGCAGGAGUUCGAUCUAUCUUGUGGUGGUGCCACAGGAGAACUAUUACAAAGCCUGACUGCAUGGGAGAAGGAACGUUACUCUUGGAGUGAGUUAGAACGAAUAGCUUCCUCUGAAGGGGGAAAUUGGAGUGAACAUUCCACAGCAGAACAAGGAAGAAAUGAGAAAUGCAAGUUAUGCCCAAGAGAAGAGGACCUUCAAGAAAAAAUAUUCCCAGAGACUGUUUGCAGCCCAGAUGGGGAGCAGGAAACGUACAGGGUUCACCUCCCCACGGCAGGCACGUUCUGUUGCUCUGAAACCGACCUGGGGUUCGAGGUGCGGGCCCCCGUGACUGUCCAGUACGGAUACGACUCCUGGGAUCGGCACCUGGCUGCACGGAGCACUCCGAAAUGGAUGGUGGCUGGCCCCUUGUUCAGCAUCCGGGCGGAGCCGGCCCGGGCCGGGGCAGCCCUGCACCUCCCGCACUUCCUGUGCCUCACGAGCGCUGAGAGCAGGGGAGAGGCCGAUGCCGCCCGGGUGCAAAUCGCCCAUUUCGCUGAGGAGGGGAUGACGCUGGAGGAGCCCACGGGGCUGAGGCCGUUCCACGCCGUGCUGCAGAACCCCAGCUUCUCCCUGUACGGAGUCCUCCUCGUCGUCUCUAGAGUCCUGCCAAUCCCUGUCCACGCCCUGGUGCUGAUUUACCUGGCACUCCGGGCUGCAGACACAACCCUCCACCUCUACCUCAUCCCCAACGACCACUCGCUGGAGAAGGCAAUCAAAGAACAUGAAGAGAGGAAUUCCUCAUUUUUUGUGGACAAAUCUCCACAGACCAAACAGCCCCUCUACUUUCACACAGAGUAUGCCGUGUCCUGCCUUCCAGAAGCAGAGAUCACACCCUGGAUACUGACGUUUUCCUAUACGAGCCAAGAGAAGCGACAGCCCUUCAUUGAGGUCUACAUCGAGGAGAUGAAGAGGAGUGUGCAGCUCAGAGUGGGUGACAGAGACUCUGCUGAGCCGUGCUGGGAGGCUACUCUGAGACCAGGAGAUGUUGAACUUACUGGGUCAGGAAAACACCGCAUAGGAGGCGGCCGGAGGAAGACAAAGAGAGAUCAUCUCCUGGGCGCCCUGAAAGACCUGCGAGAGGCUGAGCUGAAGGAGUUCAAGAGCAAGCUGAUGGACAUGGAGCUGGAGGGACACCACACACACAUAGCUCGAGGGGACCUGGAGAAGGCAGGGCCCGUGGAGAUCAUGGAGCUGUUGAUUUGUCACUACACAGAGCGCGAUGCAGUGGAGGUCACCAGGAAGGUGCUGGAUGCCAUCAACCAGAGAGACCUGGCAGAGAAGCUCUGCAGAAGAUCGCGGGCGGCUGGGAACGAGCCCGUGGGAGAAGAUCAGCCUCCGCUCUCCAGGGGAUUCCCCUGCCUCUCCGCCUCUGCUUUCCCGUCACAUUCACAGAGCUGAGCACCAGCCUAGCCAGGAAGCCCGGGAUUCCAAGGCCAGAAGGGACCACUGUGGUCACCCACGCCAGAGACCCAGUGGCUCCUGGGUGGACAUCAGUCGGACAGUCAGUCGUCCAUAAGUCAAGCUCGGCUGU
Molecule: messenger RNA, 2015 nt
Organism: Pelodiscus sinensis (Chinese soft-shelled turtle)
Lineage: Eukaryota; Metazoa; Chordata; Testudines; Trionychidae
Source: RefSeq, a predicted model, not a curated record